This is a messenger RNA of Ailuropoda melanoleuca (giant panda), 333 nucleotides long. Its product is annotated as keratin-associated protein 19-7-like. NCBI's taxonomy places the organism in Eukaryota, Metazoa, Chordata, Mammalia, Carnivora, Ursidae. The transcript is spliced from 2 exons. The coding region runs from base 1 to 333 and encodes 110 amino acids. The record is from RefSeq and is a predicted model, not a curated record.
AUGUAUCUCACAGAGACAGUGAUCUACAAAGUCAUUCAGGAGAGAAAAGUUGCUGGUAUACCGUCUGAUGCCAUUCCUGUGAUGUCCAGAUCUGGCAGACUUCUAGGGAGUAAUACUAACUGUUGGGUCAAGAGAAAAUUUGGGGAGUUUGAGUGUGGUCAAUCUUACUAUGGAAGCCUGGGCUAUGGCUGUGGGGGUUUCUGUGGUCUGGGCAGUGGCUGUGGCUGGAGAUGUGGUAGCUUUUACAGACAGGGCUGGACUCGGGGAGGCCACAGAUAUGGUUGCUACCACCCAUCGUGCUAUCGAGGAUAUGCAUUCUCUAGUUUCUACUAA